AUGUGGAAGAGCAGAGCCCUGGUGGCUUCCCUCGCCCUCGGGCUGGCAUCUGCAGGGGGUCUCCCGGAUGGCCCCAUCAUAGCAGCAUGGCAGGACUGGUCAGCCUGCAACGAGACGCAGACACUUCGCGCAGUGCAGGAGGGUGUCAACGUGAUAUUUUGGUUUGCGAUCAACCUGGUCAAGGACACGAAGACGCAGCAGCCGAAGAUCACGGGCGGUCCAGACAUGGGGUGUGUGGCCAAGGUUCGGGCUGCCAUUGAGAGGCUGAGGCUUCCGACCGCGCACCUCAUCACCGUGGGUGGCUGGGACAGCCCCCACCCGGACACAUCUUUCUCUGGUAGUCAGUGGUUCGAUGUGUGGAAUGAGUGGAACAAGCGGCUACCGGUACCUUUCGAUGGCUUCGACUGGGACUUGGAAGGUAACGACCAGCUGUCCUCGCCCAACAACGAGUUUACUCCAAGAUGCCUGCAGCUUGUGCUUGACAUGUCCAUCGCCGCCAAGAGGGCCGGCUUGCUUGCAACGCUUGCCCCACCACAGUCCUAUUUUGACGUAACCACACAGCAGUUCAAUCGAUUUCUGAACAACACCGACCCCGACUUUCAUCCGGAGUUCCACUACAUGGGCAGGAACAGCUAUGCUUACCUCUUGGCUGCCGCCCCGCCGGGGACUUUCGACCUUGUGGAGGUGCAGCUCUACGAGACUUUCGCACCUGCCCUCCGAAGCUUAGACACAGGUAUGCCAGGCGCAGAUUACUUACGCGCCUGGGCAGCCCAGCUCCUAGCCGGCUGGAUGAUCAACGUCACCGACCCACAGCUUCCCUUGAAGGGGCUUUUGCCGGUCCACCUGGAGCCCAGCCGCUUUAUCGCGGCUUUGAGCUUUGCCCCAGGAAGCUCAGCCGGGAGGUCUGCAUUCUUCUGGCCUGACCAGGUGCAGGAGGCGUACCAAGCCGCCGACCCUUCAAGGCGGCCUCGUGGGUACGCGUUCUGGAAUAUAGGGAUGGAGGGUAGCAAGGUCAACAACACCAACAGCACGGUGGCGUUUGCAAGUAGUUUGAACUCAUUCCUGCAUGUGCGGGACACUGCGGUGCCAGAAGCCACAGAUGAGCUGGUAGUCUGA
This is a messenger RNA of Symbiodinium natans, 1116 nucleotides long. The record is from the annotation of a GenBank genome assembly. Lineage: Eukaryota; Dinophyceae; Suessiales; Symbiodiniaceae.